Molecule: messenger RNA, 348 nt
Organism: Ilex paraguariensis (yerba mate)
Lineage: Eukaryota; Viridiplantae; Streptophyta; Magnoliopsida; Aquifoliales; Aquifoliaceae
Source: the annotation of a GenBank genome assembly
AUGGAGAUAGCAAUCUCAUCUGCAAUUAUCUCACUACCUACCACUAAAAUUCCAAGACCUAGUUCUACAUCACUCUCUUUCUCUUCGUCCCACUCAUCGUUCUUCAACGCUGCUUGCUUGACCAGAAACAGUACCAUUUGCAAUCAGGUUCUGGGUCGACCCAGAACCAGAACCAACAGGGGUCUUUCUCCUAAAUGCUUGUUUGGGCUUGGAGUGCCGGAGCUGGUGGUCAUAGCCGGCGUCGCCGCACUCGUUUUUGGCCCCAAGAAGUUGCCUGAAGUUGGGCGCAGUAUCGGCAAAACUGUCAAGAGCUUCCAACAGUCUGAGGCAUAUCAGGCAAGAGGAUAG